This is a messenger RNA of Trifolium pratense (red clover), 1906 nucleotides long. Its product is annotated as 7-deoxyloganetic acid glucosyltransferase-like. Lineage: Eukaryota; Viridiplantae; Streptophyta; Magnoliopsida; Fabales; Fabaceae. The record is from RefSeq and is a predicted model, not a curated record. Gene Ontology annotation, molecular function: UDP-glycosyltransferase activity. The transcript has 2 exons. Bases 167 to 1585 code for a protein of 472 amino acids.
UCAAAAACAAAGAUGAAUUUGAUGUUAUAUACCAUGAUUGUGUUGAAUAUAUAAAGACACCAACAUAUGUCAGUCAUUUCUAGUACCACUAGUGCACGACUCAUCCUACACCGCUCAAAAUUAAUCAUCACAAAUUAGAUGCAAUAGCAACUAAGAUAUUUGAAAAAUGGAAAAAUCAAUGGACGAAUCUUCACCUCAUGUGCUAAUCUUUCCUUGUCCAGCACAAGGCCAUGUAAACUCAAUGCUAAAACUAGCUGAACUUCUUGCAAUUCAAAAUCUCCACAUAACUUUCCUCAACACACAAUACAUCCACAACAGACUCAUUCAAUUCAAUGAUGAUAUUCAAGCUCUUUUAGAAUGUUAUCCUAAGCUUCAAUUCAAGACUAUUCCUGAUUUUCUUGAUGAGGAGAAUCAUCCUGGAUUUGGAGUAAAGAUUGGAGAUGCAAUUGUGUCAUUGAGUUUGUAUAGUAAACCUUUUUUGAGAGAGAUUAUUGUUUCUGAGAAAAUAAGUUGUAUUGUUUUGGAUGGAAUUUUUGGUGACCUUGCUACUGAUUUGGCUCAUGAGUUUGGGAUACAAUUGAUUCAUUUUCGUACUAUUAGUCCUUGUUGCUUUUGGGCUUAUUUAUGUGUUCCUAAGCUCUUGGAGUGUAAUGAAUUACCAAUUAGAGGAGAAGAGGACAUGGAUCGUAUCAUAAGAAACAUGCCCGGCAUGGAAAACUUGCUUCGGUGUAGAGAUCUUCCAAGUUUCUGUCGACAAAACAAUGAAGAUCAUAUCCUUUUAGACGAGGUUGUUCUUCGAACCAAACAAUCACUUAAUGCAAACGCGCUUAUACUCAACACAUUUGAGGAUCUAGACUCUCCAAUCCUCUCCCAAAUCCGUCUUCACUUCCCUAAACUCUACACUCUUGGCCCUCUUCACCACCACCUCAAUACCACCAAAAAAACAUCAUCAGCAUCAUCCUUCAAAAGCAAUUUUUUCAAAGUGGAUAAAGAAUGCAUGGCAUGGCUUGAUUCUCAACAGUUAAAAUCAGUUAUAUAUGUUAGCUUUGGUAGCACCACACCAAUGAAGAAAGAAGAACUCAUUGAAAUGUGGCAUGGUUUAUUGAAUAGUAAAAAACAAUUUUUGUGGGUGAUUAGGCCAAACAUGGUACAAGAAAAAGGACUAUUAAAUGAGCUUAAGGAAGGGACAAAUAAGGAAAAGGGUUUGAUUGUUGAGUGGGUCUCACAAGAGGAAGUAUUGUCUCAUAAGGCAAUUGGUGCUUUUUUGACACAUAGUGGAUGGAAUUCUACUUUGGAAAGUGUGGUUUGUGGUGUACCUAUGAUUUGUUGGCCUUAUUUUGCUGAUCAACAAAUUAAUAGUAGGUUUGUGAGUGAGGUUUGGAAAAUUGGGUUGGAUAUGAAAGAUGUUUGUGAUAGAAAGGUUGUGGAGAAUAUGGUGAAUGAUGUUAUGGUGAAUAGAAAGGAAGAGUUUUUAAGAUCUGCUAAGGAAAUGGCUGAGUUGGCUUGUAAGAGUGUGAGUCCGGGUGGUUCUUCCUAUAAUAGCUUCCAUGAUUUGAUUCAGUUUAUAAGGUCUACUAGCACUUAAAGUAAGGGCUCAACUUCUUUAUAUUUUUGGGUUUUGAGGUUCAUUGUUUUCUUCUUACUAUGAAAAACUUUUCAUAUUUACUUUUUAAAGGUGUGUAUUUGGAGUAUAGAAAUUACUCAUAAGCAUGCAUUUUCUAAUGUGCAAAAUUUGAUUAGUUUUUCAAAUGCAUAUUUAUAAAAUGAUGUUGAGGGUUCAUGAAUGUAGCACCAUAAAAUAAUUUGAGUAUUGGUCUGUCUUUUAUGUAUUUUUUGGUUAUACAUUUGAGUCCAGUUUGCCUGUUUAGGUGAACAGUAGUGCUAUAUAAAGCGAAAGUGCUCAUCA